Thalassophryne amazonica is the source of this 3669-nucleotide messenger RNA. RefSeq names its product transmembrane protein, adipocyte asscociated 1 (gene tpra1). NCBI's taxonomy places the organism in Eukaryota, Metazoa, Chordata, Actinopteri, Batrachoidiformes, Batrachoididae. Gene Ontology annotation, molecular function: G protein-coupled receptor activity. Gene Ontology annotation, cellular component: plasma membrane. Gene Ontology annotation, biological process: G protein-coupled receptor signaling pathway. The record is from RefSeq and is a predicted model, not a curated record.
GUGAACAAGUAUGUCACAUGAUGCGGUGAGGUCGAAACUGUCUAGUAUAGCACAGCUAUGUCAUGUUUUCGUUUUACUGACAAAUUACGCUGUUUGUCAUACGCACACACAGAGACCUGAGCCUUGACCAUAAACAGAGUAUUUUGAAUGGGCCCUGACAUCAUGCUUGCACCAGUGACUGCUGUGGUGAGAUUUGUUCAGUACAAUGGCAGUAUUUCACCCACACCAUUGGAGAACACUUCAGCAUUCCCAUCUUGGCAACCUGACACUGAAACCAACAUCUCCAAGCCUCACAAAUGCUUACAGUUUCUAUAUGAGGAUGUCAGAGACUCCAGGGUGCGAUUCUGGGACAUUCUCCUGCUAGUGCCGAAUGUGGCCUUCUUUGUAUUCCUGAUGUGGAAGCUGCCUUCAGCCAGAGCCAAGAUUCGACUCGCAUCUAGCCCUAUCUUCGUCACCUUUUACUUGCUGGUAUGACACAAACUAUCCUUGUAUUUGUGUGUAGCAGGAGUUGGAAUCACUCGGGCAGUUGUGUCCAUGACUGUCAGUGCAUCCAGUGCUGCCACCAUCGUAGACAAAGUGCUGUGGGAAAUCACCCGGUUGUUCUUGCUUGCCAUUGAGCUCAGUGUUAUCAUCUUGGGGCUAGCUUUUGGUCACCUGGAGAGCAAGUCCAGUAUUAAGCGUGUGCUGGCUAUUACGGCUGUGCUGGCUCUGGCCUACUCAAUUACACAGGGCACACUCGAGAUUCUGUAUCCAGACAGUCACCUGUCUGCUGCGGACUUUAACAUCUACGGCCAUGGAGGGCGACACUUCUGGUUGGCCAGCUCCUGCUUCUUCUUCCUGGUGUAUUCUCUGAUUGUGAUCUUGCCAAAAACUCCGGUAAGGGAGAAGAUAUCCCUGCCAUCUAAGAGGAGUUUUUAUGUGUAUGCUGCCAUCCUGUCUUUGCUGAACCUAGUCCAGGGCCUGGGCAGUGCUCUGCUCUGUGCUGGAAUUAUAGAGGGACUCUGCUGUGUGGAUGUGACCACCUUCUUAUACUUUUCCACUUUUGCUCCACUGAUUUAUGUCACAUUCCUCAAAGGAUUCUUUGGGUCAGAGCCAAAGAUCCUGUUCUCCUACAAGUCACAUAUGGAUGAGCCAGAAGAAAGCGAUGUUCAUCUUCCCCCAACAACUUCUGCAAGCCUCGUUCGUAAGGAGCUGGCUGACCAGUACUACUCUUCCACCCAGAUUGAUGGAUCAGGUCUUAGCCACCCUGGUGUGGUUGGGGCAUACCUGGAUGAUGUUGCCUCUGGACCCUAUGGGUCCAGCAGUAUUAACAGUGUUGAGGCUGACCUCUGGAGACCGAUCAAUGUAUGAUCCAUAAAGACAAUCACAGAUGAUUGUGGUGGGACUUUGUACAGAAUAAUGAUGUUAGGCAGGAAAGGGAUCAAAGUUGGAUAUAAAAUCAUUGAACAAAAGUGUUAAAUAUUAAGAAGGUGUAAAUGUGGCCUUGGUACUAUCCUGAGCGUGUUAACAAGUGGACACACAUGGACAAAUUUGUUUGCUAAUUCUGAGCAGGACUAACACUAAAUGCUUCUGUAACACUGUUGGCAGAGUGACCUGCUGUGUUAGUCCCAUGCUCAGCAACAUGUUCAUUGCUGUGGCUUACAGGUUUUUUCUUUCUAUUCCACAGCUUUUUUUUUUUUUUUUUUUUUUUUUUUUUUUACAUGUAUGCUAGGUGACUACUGUCAAUACAUAAUGUAUUAUUUCAGUAUUGGCCAUAAACUGUUAAGGGGAACACUGGUAUUUUUAAUCCUGGGCUCUUUUGAGAUGUUUUUGGUUUCUCCUUUUCAGUCAAUCAAUUUAGCCUUGAAUUAGAACACUGACACAGUCGUGUGAAACGGCUCUACAGUGUAGCCUAUGGGCAAAAAUAAAAACCUCAAGGUAUACCACUGUUUGUGUCCACCGAAUAGUCAGAAAUAUCAUUAGAAGUGUGUGGAAGCAUGGAGAAGGACCUCUACAAAGGUACACAUGUAUGUUUACCUCAGUAAAUGUAAAGAAAUGCUUUAAAACGACUGGUGAUACAGGCAGCAACUUACCUUAGCCAUUGCCUUGUUUGAGCAUGUGGUGCUCAUUUCCCAAGAAUGAGCACAUGCAUAAAUGAAUGUUGGAGAGCAGUGUGGCCAAAUGGGAAGGGGGGCUAGAAGUUGCUGCUUUUAAAAAGUUUCAAUUUGCUGAGAUAAUCAUACAUUUACCUUCCAAGGAAUCCUGUUCAUGCUACCAAACUCUUUUAAUGACAGUUUCACCUCUUCAGUAGUGUCAAGAAGCAGUUUGCUCUGAAGUUGUUAGUUUGCCUUGCAGAGCUGAUGAAUCUGAGAUUAAUGCUCUCAUGCAAUACCAGACCAUCACUUUUUUCCCCCAAAUGAAAAAUUGAAUCCAAAAACAUCUAAAAAUGGAGCUCCCCUUUAAUGCUCAUUCAGCAUCUGAGUCAGUAAAAUCUUAAAUGAUUUAGAUAACACCAGAGUACAUUCUCACUGAAGGCUUUCUGCUUAAAUGACUGCUUACAUUUUGUUAGCUUUAGUAGAGGACCUAGCCGAGACAUGUACGCACAUCAUUUAGGAGAAAAUAACUCACCUGUUAUAGAAUAAUAUGACCUCAAUGAACAACUUGAAAUAUGUGCCAAAAUCUCUAUCCGGAACACCCCAAAAAUAACCACUCCCUUUUAAAAAUGACCGCGCCCUUGUUCGUCCCAAGUGCUACUUCAGAUACAGCUGUAUUUUCUAAACUGCAGCAGCUAUAAAUUUUCCAAAGUACUCCUAUGUUCAGAAUGACCAAUACCUGUUUGGGAGGGUCAUAGAAGGGUGUAAUUUUGAUAUUUUAAGAGAAAAUGUCUAAAAUAAGUCGGUCAACUUAUUACUGUACAUCGAAAUAAAGCAAACAUUUGCCAAAUAUGCAAUUUUAUUUUCAGUCAGAGUUAUCAGUGGAAUAUUGAUUUAAAGGUAGUUUGACCUAAUGUUUACCAUCGGUUUUCUCUUAAAAUAUCAAAAUUAGAUGUUUUACACUCUUCUAUGAUCCUUCUAAACAGGUAUUGGUCAUUCUGGACGUAUUGAGUACUUUGGAAAAUCUGUAGCUGCUGCAAUUUAGAAAAUACAGCUGUAUUUGAAGUAACACCGUAACAAAAAAGCGUGUGGUCAUUUUUGGACUGUUUGUCCUGAAUAGAGAUUUUGGCACAUAUCCCAAGUUGUUAAUUGGGCUCAUUAGUCUAGAACAGUGGAGUUAUCCUCUCCUAAAUUAUGUGCAUGCAUGUUUCAGCUAGGUCCUAGGCUACUUCUUGACUUGGUUGGUUUGGUGUGUGCACAGUCACUGAAUCACCAAUGCAGGUGUUGCAUUUCAUGUUCAAGAUCAAACAUUCUGCUAUUCUAAGUCUUAAAAGCAGUACAUCUGCCAUUUCUUUCUUUCCAUUUAAAAUUUUCAUUUUUUGCCCUACUUUUAUCAUGCGAGACCAGUCAUUCCUGCUGCAGAAAAUAUGUGUAUCACUUAUUUUGCUGCUCUUCCCCCAUCCCUCUGUGCACAGAUUCUAAAGUAUUUCACUGUUGUACCACACAGAUGCCAGCUGAUGUCUUUCCAGUUGUUUAUUUCACCUGAGCAACAGGUGUCAGAUUUGUACAGUCACUAUUUAAAAAUGCUUAUGAAAUA